AUGAGAGCAAUAUUUGAAGAUGAUGCUACAGACUGUGUUCUGUUGGUAGACGCAAGUAAUGCGUUCAAUGCUUUGAACCGUCGAGUUGCUUUGCACAAUGCUCGCAUACUAUGCCCUAUUAUUGCAACAGCUUUAAUUAACACCUACAGAGUUGACAUAUUGAUGUAUGUGAUUGGAGGAGAGACUAUACAGUCAACUGAAGGUACUACACAGGGUGACCCUCUGGCCAUGUCAAUGUAUGCAAUUGGCAUUAGUCCUCUCAUCACCAAAGUUAUGGGUACGUGCAAGCAAGUUUGGUUUGCUGAUGAUGCUACUGGGGCAGGAUCCAUUAAGAAUGUGAGAAAAUGGUGGGAUGCUAUUACAGAGCAUGGACCAGAAUUUGGCUAUUUUGCUAAUGCUAACAAAACAUGGCUGAUCGUGAAAAAGAACAAGCAGGAGCAGGCAAGAGAUAUUUUUGGAGACACUUCUGUUCAGAUAACAACAUCAGGGAAGAGGCACCUUGGUGCUGCUCUUGGUAGUUCAUUCUUUGUUGAAGAAUAUGUCAGCAGAAAGGUAGAUAAAUGGGUCAUGCAAGUAAAACGCUUGUCAGAGAUUGCAUUAACACAACCACAUGUUGCUUAUUCUGCAUUUACUUAUGGCUUGGCAUGUCAAUGGUCAUACAUAUCAAGAACUGUCGAAAACAUCUCUUCCAUGAUGCAGCCGCUUGAGGAAGCCAUUCGUGAUUAUUUCAUUUCUGCCAUAACUGGCCAGCAACAUUGUAGCCAAGACGUGAGAGAUUUGUUGGCUCUACCUUGUCGACUUGGAGGUUUAAACUUGACUAAUCCAACUCACACGUCCGAUGUUGAGUUCAAGUCUUCCUGUCGUAUCACAGCACCAUUAGCAGCUCUCAUAAUACAACAAGAACAGUGCUACAAUGUGGCUGUCGAAGCUGUUCAGAAAGAAAAAUCUGCCACAAAAUUUGAAAAACGGGCUUCUCAGAAACAAGCUUUAGUAGAAAUAGAAGCUAAUUGCCCAGCAUCUAUGAAACGAUGCGUUGAACUUGCCUCUGCAAAGGGUGCAUCAAAUUGGCUAUCCGUUUUACCGGUUGAAGAACAUGGUUUUCAUUUGAGCAAAGGAGAUUUUCGUGAUGCUUUAUGCAUGCGCUAUGGUUGGAUGUUACCAAAUCUACCUUCAAAAUGUGUCUGUGGAUCUGCUUUCAACGUUGACCAUGCAAUGGUACGUUCUAAAGGUGGCUUUUCAACGCUAAGGCACAAUGAAAUUAGGGAUAUAACUGCCAAUCUUUUGACUGAAGUGUGUCAUGAUGUAGCGAUAGAACCGAUGUUACAACCUCUGACUGGAGAAAAGUUUUAGAAGAAAACAGCGAACAUGUCUGACGAGGCUAGACUUGAUCUUUCAGCGAGAGGAGUCUGGACAAAAGGAGACCAUGCAUUUUUUGAUGUAAGGGUAUUUUACCCAAACGCGCGCUCCAAUAGUCAAGGCUCUUUGAGAUCAGCAUUCAACAUCCAUGAAUGUGGAAAAAAACGUGAAUAUGUGCAUCGAGUACUGGAAGUGGAACAUGCCAGCUUCACUCUGUUGGUUUUUCCUCUACCAGUGGCAUGGGCUCUGAAACUUCCACCUUCUACAAACAUCUUGCCAGUUUAAUUGCCAACAAAACUGAAAAGAAAUAUAGUUCAGUGAUGGAACUUCUGAGAUGUUGGAUCAGCUUUUCUCUAAUAAGAUCUUCUGUUUUGUGCAUUCGCGGAAGUAGAUCAGCCAAGCACAGGCCUCUAAAAUGUCAUGACAUGGAUUUAAUCAACAGUGAGGCUUGCCUCACUAAGUAGAUUGUGACGUUGACUUAAGUGGGUUUGUUUAAUUGAAUAGGUUGAUAUAGUGUUGUGUUGAGUGCCGUUGUAGUGGCUUUUGUAGUAUGGGCAUUACCGGUGGAUGCUUUUUAGUUUAGUUUGUUGACUAUUUACUUUGUUGAAAU
Molecule: messenger RNA, 1966 nt
Organism: Corticium candelabrum
Lineage: Eukaryota; Metazoa; Porifera; Homoscleromorpha; Homosclerophorida; Plakinidae
Exons: 1
Coding region: 1-1350 (449 amino acids)
Source: RefSeq, a predicted model, not a curated record